Molecule: messenger RNA, 1831 nt
Organism: Sinocyclocheilus rhinocerous
Lineage: Eukaryota; Metazoa; Chordata; Actinopteri; Cypriniformes; Cyprinidae
Product: dedicator of cytokinesis protein 10-like
Exons: 13
Biological process (GO): dendritic spine morphogenesis; positive regulation of GTPase activity; regulation of cell migration
Molecular function (GO): guanyl-nucleotide exchange factor activity
Source: RefSeq, a predicted model, not a curated record
UAAAACGAUUUGCUGCAGGAACAUGGUCCACAUCUGACUUGACUUGCUGAGGAAACAGAGCCCUGCCCACCGCGCCGUAGUGAAGCUGCUGAGUGGAGCAGACAGUGAGCAGAAGGACGCGCAUUUACAGUCUGCAGAAAGCAAGCUUUCGCUUUCGGCGCGAUUCGUGGCACAUACUGCAGAUUUUAGCCCUGAAUGCACCGAUGAAGAAAUGGCAGCGGAAUCGACCAGUAGAUUUACGAAAAGCCUCCUGAAGCCGGGAAGCGCAGCUGAGAUCCGCCAAACCGCAUCUAAUGCUGUGAGGAACGCUACUGUAACGCAGGAGAAGCCCAAACUGAUCGACCCUCUGGACUAUGAGGCUGUGAUUUCAGAGCUUGAACCUGAGCUCAGAGAAGAUCCUCUUCAAGAUCUCCUGCUAUUCCCAGACCUCGACUUCACUGUGUCCACUCUUCCUGUGGAGCAGAGAACGCUGAAGUCCACUGUGCCAGAGGGAUCCGACACACACGCUGAAUGUCUGCUGGUCAGACAGGCCUGUCAAUAUUACAACUCCCAGCUGCAUGUGAUCCAGUAUAAAUAUGAAGACUAUGCAGGGGACUACCGCACGCUGCCCAGGAAGCUGUGUAAAUCAGAGAAGUUGCCCUCGCACUCCUUUGAGAUCGACAAUGAAGAUGUGGACAAAGAUGAGGAUACAACUUCUCUGUCAUCAUCUAAAGGCGGAGGAGGUGGAGCAGGGAGUGGAGGUGCAGGGGGAAUCGGGGUUUUUAAGUCCGGCUGGCUCUAUAAAGGCAACUUUAACAGCACUGUCAACAACAGUAUCACUGUCCGGUCCUUCAAGCGGAGAUAUUUUCAGUUGACUCAGCUAACUGACAACUCUUACAUCAUGAACUUCUAUAAAGAUGAGAAGAUAUCAAAGGAACCUAAAGGCUGUAUUUUUCUGGACUCGUGUACCGGGGUGGUUCAGAAUAACCGCCUGAGGAAACAUGCCUUUGAGUUGAAAAUGAACGAAGUGACAUAUUUUGUCCUGGCUGCCGAGAACGAGUCAGACAUGGAUGAUUGGAUCAACACUCUCACACGCAUCCUGCAGAUCAGCCCUCCGGACGGCCCGGCUCUGGAUCGCAAGAGUGCGGACCUGAGCGACAGCAAACAAGAGAUCAUUGAUGCGUCAUUGAAUCAUGUCCCUGUUCAAAAAAAUGAGGAAACAGCUGAAAACGGAAUCCACCCUGAGCUGGCCAAGUAUAUUUCUGAGACCGAGGAAUCAGCGAGAGCUGCCAGAGGAGAGGAAAGACUCAACCUGUUCUCUCUGGAUCCUGAUAUUCCUGUUUUGAGGAGUCCCAGGAUGGAGUCUGCUUCUGCCCAGCCGUUCGAUGAGAAACUCGGGAAGAGACUGAUGAUCUCCUGCUGCUCGCUCAACCUCUCACUGCAGGGCUGCGUCAACGAGGCCGACACUGAGCCAGUGACUAAUAUCGAGCCUUUCUUCGUGUCGGUUUCUCUGCUGGACAUACGCGAGGGCAGGAAGGUUUCCGCUGACUUCCAUGUGGACUUAAACCACGAGGUUGUGCGGCAGAUGCUCAGUAGCUCUGGUAGUGCGGGAGAUCAAGGCUCGGAUGGUGCUCCGCAGGAGAAUGGCCUGACCUCACCUGUGGAGAAGAAGACAGAGGACUGCCAGCUGAGCUCUGAGCUGGAGAACUGGCUGCGCUUCCCCAAACAGGCGAUUUUUUCAAUUACGAACCCACAUACAGACAUCGUGAUGGUGGCACGGGUGGAGAAAGUGUUGAUGGGAAAUAUUUCCAGUGGUGCAGAACCCUACAUUAAAAACACAGAUUCCAGCAAG